This is a messenger RNA of Apodemus sylvaticus (European woodmouse), 506 nucleotides long. RefSeq names its product S100 calcium binding protein A5 (gene S100a5). Gene Ontology annotation, molecular function: calcium ion binding; transition metal ion binding. The record is from RefSeq and is a predicted model, not a curated record. The coding region runs from base 96 to 377 and encodes 93 amino acids. Gene Ontology annotation, cellular component: nucleus; cytoplasm. The transcript is spliced from 3 exons. Lineage: Eukaryota; Metazoa; Chordata; Mammalia; Rodentia; Muridae.
AAAGGCACUGGCGGGGAGGCUGUGACUGCAGAAUAGAUUCUCCGGGUUUACUUCCUCCUUCUCCAGGUUCACUUCUUUCUUGAGUACAUAUCGUCAUGGAGACUCCUCUUGAGAAGGCACUGACCACCAUGGUCACCACUUUCCAUAAAUAUUCAGGGAGAGAGGGCAGCAAGCUGACCCUGAGUAGGAAAGAACUGAAGGAGUUGAUCAAGACAGAGCUGAGCCUUGCAGAGAAGAUGAAGGAGAGCAGCAUUGAUAACUUGAUGAAGAGCCUGGACAAAAACAGCGACCAGGAGAUUGACUUCAAGGAGUACUCCGUGUUCCUGACCACGCUGUGCAUGGCCUACAAUGACUUCUUCCUAGAGGACAACAAGUGACCAGGAUCCUCUAUACCCUCACCAGCAGCUCCUUGUUCUGAUCUCUGCAGCCUCUUUAACUGCCCCUCCUAUGCCCCCUGCCCUUUUCCUCUCCUAGAUGGAGUCUUCCAGCAGAGAAAUAAAGCCUUA